CGAAGGCGUCAGGGUGUAAACACACAUAUUCACUUCCCUUCACCUUGACAAAUUUCUGUUUAAUCUAUUAAUAAUUUUUUAUUAGUGUAUACUCUGAUAUUUUGGAAUAGCUCAGAUUUAGAGGCAUGGCUCUGCUGAAAUCUGGCUGGCUCUGGCGACAGUCGUCCAUCCUCAGGCGCUGGAAGCUGAACUGGUGUGACCUCUGGAUAGAUGGGAGUCUGAUGUUUUACAAGACCGACUCAAGGAAGGAGUAUGAGACUAGAGUGAGUCUGAAGAGCAUGUGCAUGAACGUGAAGUCCGGCCUGGAGUGCGCAGGUGUGUCUCCACCAGAGAGCCACCCGAGGGAGAACCUGCUGGUCUUGUACCUGAAGGACGGCUCCUCUGUUUUCCUGUGUGCUAACAGUGAGGAUGAGGCUCUGGCGUGGAAGCUGACCAUCAUGGAAGCAAAGCAAAGUCCUUUUUAUAGCUAUGAUCCCUAUAAUGACACAUACCAGUCAGUUCCUGUUGACGGACACAAUGCUGUGUACAUCACACCAGGCAAUGGCAAUGGAGGCACACACCAUGUCUGGGUGCACAGGGAGCGCUGUGACGACUGGAUCGGAGAGCAGAUAGCACUGGGUUUGCUGGCUGGCAUGGCAGCGGGCACUGUGCUGCGCUCAUUCCUCUGGAUGCCUCUGUGGUAUUGCUGAUACACUCGGUUGUAUAGAGGCAAAUCCCAUCUUAAGCCAGUUGCUGAGAGGCAAUAGAAAAAGAUCUGCUCCUGUAGGCUAUACGCAGCUGGCCAAAUGUGUAAUGUAUAUACAAACAUAUAACCAGUUACCAUGGUUGUGUGAAUAAGUGAGAAAGUAUCAUUUAGAAGAACAUUGCAGUACUGUCACAUGGGGGAUUGUAUGUACAUUUGGACCAUUUUCCUUUUUAUUUUGCUCUUUGACAGUAGGUUAAAGUCAAGUCAAAAUGCCUUUGUGUAAAAGUAACACCAAUUACAUAGUUUGGAGUGACUAAUAUUAUUUUAUUAUAAUCAAUUACUGGUUCAUAAUUUUAGUGCUUCACUUAUUUUAUAAGAUAUUCAUGUUAUUGUGAAUCAGAUUUAUUUCAUUUAAUAAAAAAUAAGAGGAAAUGUAUACACUCCCACUUUGAUGUAUAAUUGUAUGUACUGACAAAAUAUUUAUUUGAAGUUGGCUUUUUUAAUGCUACAAUUAAAUAUU
Molecule: messenger RNA, 1205 nt
Organism: Clarias gariepinus (North African catfish)
Lineage: Eukaryota; Metazoa; Chordata; Actinopteri; Siluriformes; Clariidae
Gene: plekhb1
Product: pleckstrin homology domain containing B1
Exons: 6
Coding region: 126-689 (187 amino acids)
Biological process (GO): regulation of cell differentiation
Cellular component (GO): membrane
Source: RefSeq, a predicted model, not a curated record